CAUUCUCCACGAGCUGAUUUAUCCUCAAGCCGUGCGUCUUCCUGACUGCAAUUGACUCGGAAGGACUUUUAACCAUUCAGCAUUAUGAACUGUUCUUAUUAUGCUCACGAUCUGUAAGAAAACCUUCAUGUGGUACCUAGCUGCUUCUACAAUUUUAACGAACAUGAAUAACGCUGUUAAAAGUUACACUACAGCCUGCGGCCAGUGGUUAUUAAUGUUGAUUGAGACAGAAGUACCUGAGCUUACUUUAAAAGACUAUUGUUUUUCGUGUUCUGUUGAUACUUGUGUGAAUUUUAACAAUAGUCGAUAGCCGGCAUUAUACCUCUGGCUUACAGCCUUUGUUCUACACUGAUCUGUUGUUGAAGUAUGUUGAUUUCUUUCACAGUGAUGGCGAAGCAAGUACCCAGGAAGGAGGACAUGGUGACGCGGAUAAAGAAGUGUCUUACGCAGGAUAUCUCCAGGUUUGAUGAUCCCCGUCUAGAGUUUGGAAGUCUGUACGAAGGGAAACCACAAUGUUUAAUUUUUUUUUCGUUCUUUUUUCCGUCUUGCGUCUCGCCUUAAUGCAAAUAGCUUUUAAUACUAGAUCUAAGCAUAUUGAUCAACGCUGAUCAAGGCGGAUUAGUAUCAACUUAUAAUGUUCAAUUAAAAUUUUCCAGGGCAUAAAUGUCUCACUUUACAUUGUCAAAAUUAUGCUCUGUACAAAUAUUAAUUGAAAUAUCAAAUUAAGUAACAAUUAAUCAAUUUAAUUACAAUAUCUUUUAAAAAGUAAGGUGAAAUGAGAGUAGCAUUGCUGUUUCCGCCUUGCUUAUUCUAUAGCCAAAGCAAAGCAUCGGCCUUGUUGGCCCCUGCUUUGGCCAGAAAAUAAGAGUUGGGGUGUUCUCCACUGAAUGUAUCUUUAUCUGUAAAGUUAUUGAAGCGAACGAUAUGCCCCUUUUAAUCUCUUUUCUCUCCAUUUAAUUUUCUCUCCCUCUAAUAUUGUUAAUACGACUUUUACAGAGCAUAAUUUGACAAAAAUAAUGAAUGGAAUGUAAAUUGUGUGUAUCGUAAAUUUUGUAAUAUAUAGUUUUAGCCAAGGCUAAAAGCAAAGCUCACUGGGAACUUUUACGAAAUGUCUUUUGAAACGAAGUUUUCUGUGCCUGCGAUCACUCGAAUACCAAAACUGGUCAGUGGAGAAAUUUUCAAAAACACACGUCACCUCAAUUAGUUGUACAUCUGAGCCCGCGAUACCGUCAUGUGACACUGGUCAGCGGGUACCCUACUUUGACAGCUGUCAACUGAUCAUAAAAUGGAUGUCCAAUAUCAAGUUAAACACAAUUUGCAUACAGUGCCUAUACCUUGGACUAAAGACUUGCAGUAAGACAUUUCACAUCCGCUAUCUUGAAGGGGCGGACGGACGUUACGUGCAUAGAUAACAAAAUUUUGGAGCACAACUAAAUAGUUAACGAAAUGGUGCUCCGCUGCUUACGCUUCGUGCGAGAGCUUCGCUAAUAUGUUGAUUGAUAUUGUAAGUUGAUACUGGCCAUCAUCAUCAUCAUCGUCAUCACUCCUAUCUGUACGCGGUGCGUUACAGUUUUGUUGGAAGCAGUCUGUGACAAGUGGAAAGCGGAAGUGUCUUGUAUGUUUCCGGUUUGUUUUAACAAAAGAAAGUCAGGAAGUGGUUCAUCGAUUUUUUUUUUUUUUUCGGUGGGGGGGGAGCGUUUUUAAUAAAAUAAUUAUUCAAAUCGCAAAUGUUGGAUAUGACUGUGGAGAGGUGGCCGUAAGAAGAGGCCCAAAUGUAACUGGGGCAGAUGGAAGGAAGGAUGGACUGAAAAAUCAACUCUUGGACAUUCUAGUCAGAUUAUAAAGAAAUAACUUCCAACAAUUCUUAUCUCUUGCAGCUUGGCAAGCUUCUUGACUGUCAGAAGCCACGUGAAUCCACUGCUCAUGAUGAAUUGUUGUUCAUUAUUGUACAUCAGGGUAUUUUGACAAAUUUUGUUUAUACUUUUUAUUAACGAAUUGGAGGUCCACACCGUAAGUUGCAGAAGGAGUUUUCUUCAUAUCGGGUUUUAUGGCCCAGGUGCGAUAUGCAUGGAUCAGAAAACCUAUGGGCAGAACUUCUGAGUUCGGGAUUCUCAAUCUUAUUUCAGUCCUAAUUUGGUAUAUUCAAUGUUCUAAAUGUUUAUCUUGAUGAAAGAUAUUUUCCCUGUUUAUUUAUUUUUCCUUUCCAGUUUACGAACUGUGGUUUAAGGAGAUCAUUCAUGAGUUGGACUCUGUCAUGGAAAUCUUUGAGACACUGGUUAGUUGAUAGUUAAAGAAGCCAAAGCUUUGAACAAAUGGUCAAAAUGAGAGAAAAACGGCUUAAACUGAAAAAGCUGGAAAAUCUUUUUCUUAAUUUAGUCGUUCAUCAUUAACUUAAAACAAGGCAGUUUACUUUUUCAACGUUUUUGCUAUGAAACCAGUGAAGGAAGAGUCUUACAUUGACAUUUAGAAUAUACACACACUCGGUGAUCUUUGUGUUUUAAGGGAUCUGAUUGGUUCGCUAUCUCGGACUAUUCACCUCCGAGCGAGUUGAUAAUACGGGAGUUCGGUAUUUUAAUUUCCAAUAUUUUAGAGAACGAUCGUUCGAAAUUCUACAAAAUCCUAGGGUUGAUAUUUUUUACACAGGAGACGACUUUGAAGGAUUCGAAACGGCGUAUUCCAUUCACUUAAGUUAAUUUUUUUUCCUUGAUGGAAUGUUUACAACAACUGUUUGUUCGAUUAGAAGAAGUCGUUUUGUAAACUCAGCGUUUCCUAACAUGAAAAUUUUUGCCAAAAAUAUUCAUCUACUAUUCAUCUCGAUUUCCACGAAUAAUUGUUAAAUGUAUUUAUCAUUCAUUCAAAAUAUUUCUCGUUUCUGAUUGGCUUCAAUCCUCUACUCGGGCUAAUUCUUCAUAAUUAACGGGCGCUAACCAUAUUUGGAAGAUGCGAGCAAUAUACCAUCGAUUUGAUGGUAUAUUUGAUUGGAAACGAGGCUGCGUGGGUAAUAGACGAUUGAUCAACCUCGUUUCCAGGAACAGCCUCCUAGCAGGUUAUUCAAGAGUGAACUAAAAUAUAUGGCAUUCACAGCUAUCUGAAGAAGAAAUAGCUGAAUUUCUGACUAAAACCGGACGGAAGAAAUGCAAGUAUACGCAAAACAUAUUAGCUGUGGUCACACUACGGACUUUUACGUAGGGCAAAUUCAUCAAAAAUCUCCCGAGGUAAAUUCAUCUCGGGUUUUGUUUUACCUAGGUAAAAAUUCUGGGAAGGUCACACUAUUGAUAUCGGCUUCCAAAGUUUUCACGCCAGUUGAAUUUUUUGGAGCGUAUAAAUUCAAGAAGGCAAAAUGCACAGGGAUCUAGCUGAUCAAAGAGACGUAAUUUUCUUUUAUCUCGCUGUUAUUUCUUACGUUAAUUCAACGUGCAAGGUGAAGAAAGGCGAAGACGUAGACGACUCGUGCCCCCAAAAUUUCUUUCACAGGGUGAUCUAUUUCCGGUUCUGUCAUCAAGACCUUCGCCGAUGAGCGUCUAUUGGCUAGCAAGCUCGGUAUUUCAUUUUUCCCUAGCUAUUGCUUUGGGGUAGCUGUCAAGGUAAACUCUAUUGUUUUCGAGACAUAUCCAAGACCCAGACAAUAAAAGUUCCCCGAGGUAAGUUACCCAGGGAAAAAUCGGUCACACUUAAAAAAUCAAGUUUCCCUAGGUAAACUAUCAUCAAGUCGUGUUUACCUACUGGGUAAAAAGUCUGUAGUGUGACCACAGCUAUUGCUCGUCUACCUUUCAAGAAGUAUCUGCAAGAAGAAAAAAAACAUCUGUUUAUAUCCUGAAACCGUACCGAGAAAUAAGCCAAAGUUUAUAGAGGAAAGUCUACGAGGAGAUAAGCUUGUUAAGAACUUAGAAAAAUUUUGAAUGACUAAUAAAACAAUUAUUUAAUUCGGCUUUCGUAUGAUGUGAAGAAUUAUGCAGAUCUCGGAGGAUGUUAGGCUUUCUGCCUUGGUGGAUAGCAUCCUCCGAGAUCUGCAUAGUUUUCCACAUCCUACUCAGCCACAGUCAAUAAUUGCUUAUUUUAUGUAUACGUAUGACACUGUGCAAGAUUUUCUAGUUCGUAAUGAUACAUUGAUAUGGUUGUUGUUCUUGCAAAGUAUGAUCCGUUUGUAUGAUUUCUAGGACUGCAACAAGACGCAAAAUGUUUACUGAAGCAAAAACUUAAGACAGACGAGAAGUUCCAUAUUCUAUACUGGUUAUGUAGUGGUAAACGCAAGCUACGGGCAAUUCUAUUUCCUUUUUAAUUAUGACUCAACAAAUUUUGUCUCAUUUAAUUAGGAUAUGGAAGGAAGGAAGAUGCUUGUUUUAAGUUCAAGACUUAACCGCAUUUUGAAGAUCCAAAACGUGAGAUAUUUUAUUACUAUGGGAUACUUUUUAUGAAAAUUUAAUGUCUUAUUGCGGGUGUCGGUGGUGAACACACACCCUGUCAUUCUCAGAGAGAAGUUCGUAUGCUCGCAUGUCAACCUUAGAGUAUAUACGUAUAUCAGUCUUUACUGGUUCUUUAGCACUGCUGAUGUGCCUUGCCAAUGCUAAGUCUGAAUUUUAAUUAUUUGGAACUGGCCAAUUUAUCCCUGCCCUCCUUGAGAAGAUUCAACCCCAUUUUAUUCAUGAGAUAAAAAGUCAUGACGUGAUCAAUAUGAAUUCAUUCCACUCCAAAUUUAUUAAAAUUUACUGCAAAAAAGUUUUGUUCGACACCUAUUGUACUACUUUUUGCACUUUGGGUGUCAGCUGGAAUAUAUUACGGUCAUAAUAAUCACUGUAUAAAAAGUGUUAUCAGCAUGCCCUAUUCUGCUUCGCAGCAGUUUUUAUGUCGUCACGCAAACGCUCCUGUGGGGAGGAGCGGCACAAAGAACGGCUGUGGAGCAGGCUAACUUGGCCCUUGAUGAGAAACUGAAAGAGUUUUAAAGCUGCAAUGUGACAUUUGAAACCAGUUCUUUCAUACGCCGGACAAUUUUUUAAGCUCCUGAUGAACUCCGCAGUAUUUUCAUGAAUUCCUUCCUAAGGUCUGCGGCUGAUUAUUCUGCCUUUACCUGCCUGUGACAUUUCAUUCUCAGUUGUUAUCCCUGUGGUUUGGCGACCUUUAUUUUUCAAACUAUCCAUCGAUUCAUUCGUUUUGAUAGUUUAACAACGUUCUUUUGAGCGCACCGACGUGUCCCUGCGGCGCUUGGUCCACUGUUGAUCCUUCUUCAUACAGACUUUGAACACAGCGUCGGCUUGGACGGGUGUAACUCACAGUUGCAAUAUUGACCCACAUACAGCUAUUUCGAUAAAGGUUGUCGGAAAAAAUGUGGACGCUACAAUCCCGAAAGGUAAUAUGGGAUAUGAUCAACACGCUGUUUCUGACACUGUAGCUGUCGAACCUUCUAUUGUUGCUUUCCUUUAGCACUGACAAACAUACGUCUAUGGCCUCUCGUGCCAUUCUUUCAAAUUUCUUUGAAGAACAAUGAACUCAAAACCACCCACAAUACCUUUCGGAAUUGUCGCGUGCCCUUUUUUCGACAACCUUUCUCGAAAUAGCUCUAUACUAUCAGGUUUCACUUACGAAAUGCCUUCACAAGAGUCCAUCCAGACUGUCAUUAAGUUUUUGAAGCAGUGUUAGUACAAAAAUCAAAAACGUAAGCCAGUAACUUCUCAAAAAGUGUGUGGUCUCUUCUUUGGCUUCUAUUAACCCUAUCUAUUAUUACCCUUUAAUUUAGGUGAACACAGCUGAUACAGAUGUGACUGGUUACAAUCCUUACUGACUGCCCAGGAUAUCAGUAUGUCCAGUGGCAGAAGUUCAUAAGUUGCAUUAAGAAUUAUUAUAAGUUAUGUUUUGAGCCAGAUUUGCUUAUAAUUGUUGUCUUGGGUAUUUUCUCAACUUUAAUUACAGCUGCUACGUGACCAGGUCGUGAUUAUGGAAACGAUGACCCCAAUGGAUUUUAUGAAAUUCAGGUCAGUUACUUAUGAAUUGUCGCGUAUCUGAGAUUCAGCAAUGGGUCUCUAAUGCCCCGUUAUAUGGAGAAAACCUGUCCAGAGUAGAAAGGUCACCCCCCGCCCCCUCCCAGCAGAGUCGACUUUAGCGAGAGUUUAUAUGGGAAAAAAGUUGACUCCUUUGCAUGAGCCAACAGCGCUCGCGAAUGCUCUGAUUUUUAGGGACAUAAAGAUUCAACGACGCGACGGCAACGAGAACGUCUAAAAAAUCAAUAGGUUUAAUAAGCAAAACAACAACUUUGCACGUGCAUCACACUUUUUUGUACAUUUAUUUGCCCUUUUUGCACGACUACGACGAGAAAAUGCUUGAUUUCGAGUUUUGUGGAGAACGUACACAAGCAACGACGAAAUUUUAUUUCGGCUUUCUGAACUUGAAUGGUCCCUUGGAAUUCAUCUUCAGGAGGGUUGACCUACAUUUGACGAAGUAAGUAAGUACGAAUAAUCGCGAUGAAGACCGAAAGAAGGCAAAUUCACUUUUUAAGCGACUUUCUUAUUGCUGUCGCGUCGUUGGAUAUUAAAUAGAUGUCUUGAAAACAAAGACCCCCUACCAUAAAUGACUCUGAAUUUUAUUGAUUAGGGUUAGGAAGUCCCAUUUACGUCAACCUGAUUCUCUCAGUUUUCUAACAGUAAUCAAUAAAGUUCAGAGUCAUUUAUGGUAGAGGGUUUUAGGGGUCUUAGGGGCCUUAGGGGGUCUUUGGGGUCUUUGUUUUCAACGCGCCCGAUCUUAAAGUCCCUAUUGUCUCACCUUGACCGGCAGUGCGAGUCAAAUUGGUGAUGGAGAAGAGUUGGACGGCUAGGAGGUUGACCCUACAAUCACAAAAUGGUGCCCCCCGGUCAACUUUUUGUUUUUCUUGCAAAGGGUUCGCCACGUUUUGUAAGUAAAAGUAUGAAAAGUUGGCUCGCCCGGGGUAGCUAGGGUGGCCCGUCUACCCGGAAAAACUUUUCUUCAUAUAAACGGGGCCUUUGUUAAAGCGAUUUUCGUAUGACUUUGGAAAAUGGUUUCGGUAAGUGUUCAUUAUUUGUUUUAUCAGCCAAUGGAUGAAAAGAUCACAAAAUGGACUCUUCGUUUUCCCGCCAAAGAAGACCCUAAUAUGGAGAAGACAUUGUUAGAUUGGCCAAUCGUAUGACGUGAUCAUGAAAGCAAAGGAUCGGUUGAUUCCUAGAAAGUUCACCAGAGCGUUCGCUUAACCAACCAAAGGCCACGCGCGUUUACAUCCGUUCGAUAAACCAGUCAAAUCGCUCUAUUUCCGUUCGUUUGUUGUUUCUGUUAUGUUCAGGAGUUUUCAUUUCAAGGUCAUACGAAAAUCGCUCCAAGGAAAUUUUUUUCAAUUGCAGAGAUCACUUGGUUCCGGCUUCUGGGUUCCAUAGUCUUCAGUUUAGACUGAUUGAGAAUAAACUCGGAAUUAAGAAGGUAUGAGACCCAUCAACUUCAGACGCACUGCUCAAGCUCAAUAGAGAGCUUUAGAUUCGCAGGACUAGGACGACGACGAGUACGAGAUAAUAUUAAUUUGAUUGAUUGAGCUACUACUAGGCUAUAUGUUAUAGCCCACUAGUAGCGAAAAGCACGGGCUUUUUUGCGGCAAAAAAGGAUUUAAGUCUAGCUUUAACUAGCUGAAAGUUUUUAUUCUCGAUAUUUUUUACCAACUAGUUGGAUUUUACUAAGACAAUUAUUUCUCUCGCCCUCAUGGCCUCCGAGUCAAUAGCCCAUUCGGGCUCAACGAAUAAUUGUUAAGUAUUUUUUGAACCAAGACCGUAUACUGAGGCUGGAAAACAGCUUCCACUAUAGAGCGGCAGUUUUCUGGAAUACUUCCAUCAAACACACUGUUAAAAUACAGACAAGCUUGAAGUCAUUUAUCUCACAUUUGUAAUUUAGUACCAUUUUAAUAACUAUAUUUAUCUAAUGUUGUUUUAUUGCAUGAAUUUUUGCAAGGCUCUCUGAAAGAGCAUUUUUAUGAAUGGGAUUCCGUGUUUAAAUAAAGAUGAUUGAUUGAUUGAUUGAUUCGCGUGAGCCAGCGUUAUUUUGGCGGGAAAACAUUAUAACCAUUGUCAUUCUACACCGGGAUUUAGCGAGAAUGUCGUAGUUGCGGGAACAAUUCAUCAAAUGUAAGAAGUUAUCAUUUUACGAUCGGAAGUGGGCUUAACCUCCUUCAGUAUAAAUAACCGUACUAAUUUUUUUGGUGAAAAAAAGUUAAAUUAAGUAAAAUCUCGCACUCGUACUUGUUCUCUUCCUCAAAUCUAAGGCUCGCUAAUUUUCAAGCAAUAACAAAAAUCAAAGUUUCACUUUGAGAACCAUAGAAAAAGCAGCCAGCACAAAUGUCAAAAAGAAUUGUCGUCUGCAACCCAUGGAUCCAACAUGUUGAUAAGUUGGAGAAACAGAAAAACAUGUCGCAACGUGUUCAUCUGUUGCUCAGGCUUUAACAAACAUUGUUGGAUGCAGCAUGUUGGACGUGAUGAUGUUUGGCAGUUACCGGAUAUCGUUUAAAACACCAUGCGACAAUCUUAGAAGAUGAUGGGCUAACAUGUUGGAUUCAUUACAACGUUAUGUGUUCGGCGUAAGACCAGACACACGAAGCUUUCUGUUUGUCAUUUUAGUUGUACUAUAGCAGUUAAGAAGAGAACUAAUAGUUCGUCUUGACAAGUAAUUUCUUCUUCAGACUGACAGGGCUUAAGACUUAACUCAUUUCUCACUUGAACUUGACGAAAUAUACACACUUAAACAGCUGAGGUAGAAACUUUCGCCAACGUUCGUCAGUCUCAGACUAAUUCUACUUCUUUAGAAUUAAUAAAAACAACCAUUUCUGGCGAUUCACUGCGAUAAUGACUGUGUUCGUCCUGUUUCCAUUGCAGGAUCAAAGAAGUAAAUGCAAAUCACAGGAAUACAGGUCUGAUUGAAAAAAUUAUCUUUACCUGAAUAAAUAAACUGUAAUUUUCCACGAUCAAUAUUCAUAUUUACAUUAGAAUCACUUGUUUAGUUUAUUGAAAGAUUCACUGCUCGUCUCGCAAGUUUACAAACGGAUAAUUUUGUCAAAUAAUAUGAUGAGAAGGUGCUGAUCAAUAAAAUAUAAUGAUAUGAUGAACGCAAGAUAAAAGACAGUAGUCUUGAAGCAGAACAGAGAAGGACAGCAAUACUGACAACUAUGGCAUGGCAUAGAUACAGUAAAAUUCCGAAAAUAAGCCCCUCCAUGUAUAAGCCUCUCCAAAUAUAAGCCCCCCAAACUCGUAACGCAAAAAACCUUCCGUUAAAUCGCCCCUCCAAAUGUAAGCCCCCCCCCCCUCCCCGGGGGGGGGCUUAUACUUGGAAAUUGCCCUCAAAUGCAAAGUAAAAAAAGCAAAAACGGUAAAUUUCCUUUCAGGUAUAAGGCUAGCCCAAUCAAUUUUGAAACGCAAAUUUCCCCCAGUAGAUAAGCCCCCCUCCGAUCCCCCCCCCUCCCCACACCGAAUAUAAGCCCCUCGAAAAGGGCCUUUGAAAAAUAUUAGCCCCGGGGCUUAUUUUCGGAAUUUUACGGUGUCAGUCUUUUUUUUUAUGACACAAUGCUCGAUAAAGGAAGCGCAAGUACGUAUUGCAGACCUACAUCUUCCCCUUUUUGCAUAAGCAUUUUUUUCAGUUUCACUUGGGGCCAUUUUAGCUCCCAAGGGAAGCUCUAAGAGAAACUGAAAACAAUGCUUAUCUUAAAUUUGGGGGUCACAAGCAAAGAGCAUUAUGGUAUGUUAUGGUAUUUUCUGGAGUGGUCAAUGGAAAAGAUAUAGGUCUGCAAUACGUAAUAAGUUCUCACUUUCAGUCAGCUUUAUCAAGGCGGAUGGCCGCUAUUUAGUGUCUACAUGUGGGAGGUGUCGGCCUCUAAAUGAGAGUCAAACGAUAUGACUUAAGAAUGGCACUGGCCUUUUCUAUGUGUUUGUCAUAAGGAGAUGUCAGGGAGGAUGGAUUGUAUUUGCAGGCGGCUGCUCAAUAUAAUUACAGUCUAUAGAGAGGAGAUGUCGUUACGUCAAGUUGCCAUGGUAGCAAAAUUUCUGGAUGACAACAAACCACAACGUCACUUAAAAAGUGGAUUCGCACUGUUUCAAACUUCAUCGAUCUUAUUUAGUUUCAUUUAAUUUGUCAAAUGUUGGCGAAAUUUUCUGGGUUAAAUCCAAAAGGACCUUAGAAAAAGAAAAAGGAAAUUUUUGUGUUGUGCUCACCUACUCCAUAGAGCGGGCGCUUGAAAUUAGGAAGUUUCAUGUCGCAGUCGUGCAACAACGGCAAAGAAAUGUACAAAAAAGCGUGAUGCACGUGAAAAGUUGUUUUUUUUUUUGCCAAUCUAAACCUAUUGUUUGUUUCCUGUUCGCCGUAGAGGUGCAGAAACUCCCUGUUGUUGUGAUCCAAAAAUUUUGCUACCAUGGUGAUGCGACGUCACACUUCUCCUCUCUAUUGUAGAUACGUUAGUUCUUUGCUGCAAUUUAACAUGUGUAAAUUUCUAGAAGUCAAUUUGACUCCGGUGAUAGAAAAAUUCUUAAACAGUCAGAAGAAGAAACAUCGUUGCUGCAGCGCGUCCAGGUUUGUUUAAAACGUCAAUCAAAUUUUCCAUUCAGCCUGACAAGGCAAACUUGUCUUAAGGAUUUUGUUUUUCUAUAUAGAGAUUAUGAAUGCAUUUGAAACUGUGGUUUAUUCGCCAUGUGGAACUACGUCCUUCCUUUUUCUUCUUUUUUAUAUUGCAUUUCCCUUGGAUAUGUUUGAAGGGCUUUUUAAUCUGAGGACAACAAAAAAAUGGCAUCCCGAAAGAUUGCUAAAACUCUUUAUGGUGAACCGAUAUCUUGGGCCAUGCUGUGCAGCCUGGCCCUCUUAUCGUGACGUCACUCGUUAGUAGAGCUACCACGCUAAUUUUUUAAGGCCACGUUAACAAAGUUUGAUUACGAGAGUACACCGAUAUAACGUAUUCAAAUUGUAAAUAAACAAUACAUUUUUAUUAAGGGAUGGGACAAAUUAAGCCAACGGCCACACUCUGUGGGAAACCGCACGAGUCCGAGGAUGCUCACCAAAGCCAGAUAAGAUAUGGCGAAGGCAAAGCUCAAAAAAAGACAUACGCUUAAGCAUAGAAACACUAGGCCAUGUCUAGCAUGUUUCCGUUCUGAAAUAAUAAUAAUAAUAAUAAUGAUAAUUGUGGGAUAUGAUAAUAAUACCCCCUUUUUCAGCCCCUGUAUUCGGAAAGCUGAACACUUCAACUGUGUGUGAAAAACACAAACAGGUAGCAAAAGACAAUGCUAUCUUUAUACUAAUUGUGACUCGAAAAAAUAACUUCUUCUCCGGAAUGAAUUUGUUCUGUAAAAUUUUCUUCCGUCUUUCGACAGGAAUGGUUGGAACGGACUCCUGGUCUUGAGAUCUUUUGGAAGAAAUACAAAGAAAGCAUCCAAGACAUGUUAGAUGCCAUGGAGGCUGAGGCUAAGGUAGGAGGAGUGUUCUUCUCACUGUCUCUUGAAAUGACACGAAGAAGGAUAUUUACAUUUCGUUAUCUCAUUUUUUAACUCAACAAUCAUGUAAUUGUUUUCCAUCCCCCUUCACAUCGUUUGAAAUGACCCAGUGUAUCUUUGCGAGCCCUUCCACUCAUAGACGUUCCUGAAAAUUAAACUGCCGUAGCUACUGAAGGAGUCAAACGUGUUGGGAAGGUUAACGCUUUUCCCCUCUUCUGAUUGUUUCUCUCCACCCCCCCCCCGUCACCCCACCCAUCCCACCCCCUGGAUCAGCGUUGUGCACAAGCGGACUCCUUGAAAUCAUAUUUGGGCUCCAGAUGAAAGGGAACGAGGGGGAUCCCUGAAAGAAUAACAGAUGAUGUCGAUAAGCUGGGGUGCUUUAGCAUUACUCUAAUGAUUUUUUAAAAAACCUUUCCAACAACCAUCUAGAUCAGAAAAAACAAAAUGAUCCCAAACUUUCCUUUUAAUUUGUUUUUGGUUUUGGGCGUGCUCAUUAUGGAAAAAAAAUGUAAGGAAAAAAUCUGAUAUGGUUAACUUCGACCUCUCGUUAUUUCUCUGUUAUUUCUCUUGUCCGAGUCGACUUGCGAUUUUUUACUUUCAAGACUUUUAACUCAAUUAAUAAAGGUCUUCAAAAUUUGAAAAACAAAAGAAAAAUUAAAAAGAAAUUUAAAGCAUGCGGUAGAAAGUCUAACUUAUCAGUCAAAUUGGCCAUUCCAAUAACGUCCUACUUUUGUGCGUAUAUUUCUGGACCGUUUGAUAAAAUUACUGUCACAAUCGGUACAAGGAUGGUGCUUCCCAGAUCGAUAUGAACUCAUUAUAUAACACUUGUUAUGUACUUUGUUUUUCGAGUUGGAUGUACUAGUGUUAGACUGAUUUCGCAGCCAUGCAAGCCUUCCGCCCCUUAUUCCUCUUAGGCCAUCAAGUCUUUUUAAAAAGUUGCUUUCUGUCACCUGAAAAAUAUUUGAGGUCAGGGUUAUCUUAUUCCUAGUUUGUGCCCAUUUAUACGAGGAUUUAUUUAAAAUAGAGAGGGCUUUUUGUUACAUUUUAAUAUGUAAUUUUACAUGAUGAUCACAUCUUUUUUCGUAGACCUUGGAAGAAGUCAACAAACAAAAGGUAAAUGAAAGAGAAACACAACAGCCUACUAAACAGGGAGGGAUUUCAAAUGCUUUCCAAACGUAUGUCCAAUCACGUACUAAAUUCGAAUGCAGUUUUGGAGCUUUUCUUUUAAGGGACAAAGGGAGCUUAGGCACCCGUACUGGUUCUUUUUCGCCUCAAUGCGUCAUACUAAAACACAGUUUUCUUUCAUUGACAGAAUCACUUUGAGACAAUCCUUUGUGAAGAGAAACACAACCAGCGUAUUGCUAGAGGUAUGUUUUGUGAACGUGAUACUUCUUGUUUUGAUUCAUUCAUAAGCAGCGUAAGAGCUUGUUGCUGAUUUUUCGUCCAUAGCACAGUACGUUUCCAUAAGUGAGGCACUUUUUUCCCCUUUGGAGUAAACCCAAAAAAUCGUGUUCUAUGCAAUUCGAUUCUAACUGAGUCAAGUGAUUAUUAGUGUCUUGGGGGUGCAAGCAUUCCAUUUCUCAAAUCUCCUUUGUUAUGGGGGAUUUAAUGGCCCUCAAGGAAAAGGACGAUAUUGACAAGUUGCCAUAGCAAUCCGAACUGAUGCUUUUUCAACAGACAACUCAAGAAAAGUGUUGCCCCAAUAUAUAAAGUACUAAAUGAACAUUAACUGCAAAAGACCGCAAACGAAUAUGCCGCAGAACGCAGGUCUUAAGAAGUCCUUAUCAACUGUCUAUUUAGCUACUUGCCUCAAUAUGUUAUAAAUCGUGGAUAGAGUAGGGGUGGUGAGAUAGGUCUAAGCACGCUUGAUCUCGAUAGACGCAGAAAAUGUGGGUGCCCAAUAACUAGUAAGAACUCGGACCAAAGCUGUAGUCUCAUACCAAAGAGAACAACGCAAUAGAACUGAAACGAAAUGUUCAACCCCCGGGGGAAACUCCAAUUAUCAUAAAAAGGAACGGAAUUCCUGUCAUUUUGCUAAGGAAUGUAGAUUGCAGAUUUUGGUCUCACUUAGGGUUUUCAAGACAUAAUGCCAAUAUUUUUGUCCGUAAAGGUAUUACUUAGCGUUUUGCGUUGGCAAAUUUCCAAACAAAAAAAGCAAAUGCCGUCUAUGUUGGAGUAUGAUCUCCUUUAUGGGUCUGAGACACGUCCAAUCUUGUCCGUAGGGUUUUUUUUUUUCAUAAAACACGGGACUGUCCUGGGGACGAGGUUGAGCCACACCCAGAUUGGUCCCCCUUAGGAGUUCAAUUCUAUUUCUUUUUUUGAGCAUCCCCGUCACUCCCAGCCCCCCCAACUCCCCUCCACCACCACCACCACCACCACCACCACCCUCACGCGGGGAUGUUUAAAGGUUUACUGACUACAGUGAGAUACACUUCAAGCGUAAGUGAACAUUUAUAUAGGAGUCACUCCCCCCCCCCGGAUGUUAAAAGGUUUACUGAAUACAAUGAGGUACACGUCAACCAUAAGUAGUUUUAACAUGGGUUGUUUGUUCAUUAUUAGGUGAAAGAAGGUUCUCUCACAAAGCCAUACAAGGAGCACUGAUGAUCUUCUUUUACCGGUAAGAUACGCUCAGUGGAGUUUCUUCAUCUUUGACAGUUCCCCUUCGCUGGGGCCCAGGGUAAAAUCGAAGUAAAAGAUCUAGAACGCUUUUUCUUUCCCGGCGUGAUAACCCACGCGGGAUCAUGUGUGUCACGUGAUACGAAUGGACCAAUCAGCGUUCGAGUUGAAAAUGACGAUAGUUUAAUUGACGGCUGAGCGAUGCAUUAUGGGAUACAUGGGACAAAGAUUGUGACGUCAUCAUUUUCAACUCGAACGCUGAUUGGUCCACUCGUGUCAUGUGACCCGUAUACUCGAUCCUGGUUGGUUACUGGCGGAAGUUACGCCCUUUACUACUCAAGUUGGGGAUCAGGAUUAGCAGAUAAUAACGGUUGGGAUUACGGGAUUGAGAGAAAAUUUUAAGCCUGCUUAACAAGCGUUUCCGAGCGAGUUCGUCGAGAAAGAUGGAAGGAGACAAGAGAGACUCAAUUUGCAAUUCUCGCUCGGAAACGCUUGUUUUGUCCAGGAUGAAAGGACUGAAAAAGCCUAUAGGGAACCCUCUUCUUACCCAUCUUUGUUUCAAGAGUCAUUUGGCCUUUGUAUCUGUUCAUCCUCCAGGGACGAGCCUGGAUUCAGCUUGCCAUUUCAAAUCCUUCAGUUGCUCAUGGAUAUUGACUCACUUCUGCUCAAGUGGCGCUGUAAGUUUUUUAUCAGCAAGUAUAACUAGUUACAAUUAAUCUUUUUUUUCCUUCCCUUUUCCCUUUGCUUUUUGUUUUUGUUUGUCCCUUAUUGCAAAUGUUGGUGGAUAGCCCUUUCCUUAAGCUUCACUAGGUUCCGCGGUACACUACCUCUGGUAAGGGAUUUCAUGGGAUAAAUUUGAAAAAAUGCGCUGAACAAGUUGUACAUGCCUUUUCCAGCAUUGUGAAGAUCUAAAAAAUUGGGUGUAGUAAAUACUUUUCCCUUAAUCUGCUGUUCAAAUUGCUUACUAAUUAGAUACGAUGGUCGUUAUUAUUAUUUGACAGACGAUCAUUCCAUGAUGGCUCAGAGGAUGAUCGGAAGUAAAGUGGGCACCAUGGGUUCAUCUGGUUAUCAGUACCUUAAAUCCACGGUCAGGUUGGUUUAAGAGAGAGUAGAGAACUUAAGGCUUUGUACACGCUAUACAGGAUAGCAUUUCGUAUCGACACAAGGGGCGGACGGAGCGAUUUCGUGAUAGAGGGAGCCUAGAGAUAUAGUACUGACAGUGGCAAUAUGGGCGCGAUAGCGCCGAUCAGGACUGCGAUCGGCGCACUUUCCCAGGGAGUUCCGGGGGCAUGUUCCUCCAGGAAAAUUUUUGGGAUUGAAGUUCUCUGACAUGCAAUCUAGUGCAUUCUGGACGCUUAGAAUUAGCGAAUGCCUGGAUUCCAUAUUGAACAUGUAAUGCUGAAAUAUUGAAUAAAACACAAAAGGGGGGCCGAGGCCGCGUGGGCCCACCACUAAAUCCGCCCUUGGACACGAAAUGCUAUCCGGAACAGCAAUGACAAGCAAUCUUCGCCUGGGACUGGAACAAGUCUUUCACACACACAUAUACACACAAACACAUCCACACCUAACACCGUGUCGGAGCAGGUGGCCAGAGAGGGUUUUGGUGAACUAAAUACCAGUCCUUACUACUGAAUAUUUACUUCCGUCUCAGUGGGUUCCAUUCCUUGCCACUACUCAGUGGCGGAACCGGGGGAGGUGCCCGGGGGCCCACCCUCCCCCCUUAUUUUUAGACCAAACUGAGGCCCCAAAGGGCCGAAAAAAAUUUUUUUUGAGAUAGCCCCCCCCCCCCACCUUAUCUCAGGGUUUGGAUGAACGCCCCCCUCCCCCCUUAUCUGAAGGUCUGGAUCCGCCGCCGCUACUGACUUACUCGUUCCCGCUACGGUGCAAAUGCCUGUUCAAACUGCACCAAAGUGUGGCUCAAAACCUAUCCAGUAUGUGACGCUCCACUUUCGAACUCGGCGCGUCGCAGCGUCGUUCUGUUACAAAAUUCGCGCCGAAAUCAUACCUUUCCGGUAUGGUUUUUGUGCUGGGGCAAGAGCUAAGUGUGAUCAAAGCCUUGAAUAGACCUUGUCACGGUUUUCGACGCCAUCUUGACGAGUAGUCGUCCUCUCUGUUUAUUCCCUGUGGCUGUAGAGUUUGUGUCUUUUCAAUGUAAAAACGUUCGCGCGCUCCACGUAUGGAUUCUCUUUUGGUUUUGAUAAGUUCGAGUGGGAUCAGUUCGAUGUCUUAAAGUUGGUGUCCGGGUUGAUUAAAAUGCUGUGGUACUGGGUGGUCAGUUUUGUUUUGUAUCGCUCUGCGGUGUUCUCCAAACCUGUCUCUUAAGGCUCGUUUAGUCUGUCCGAUGUAUUCCAUUGGUGUGUUUGUUUUACAUUUACGACAUUGGAUCAUAUAAAUGAGAUUUUUAGAAGCACAUGUUACCGUCUGCUUGAUAAGGUGAGUUUGGCCAGUGUUUUUGAAUGUACAUGAUGAUAUACCGUCUUUAAUGAAGGGACAGGUUUUGCAUCUGAUGGAGUUGCAUUUCUUUAUGGAAGGUGCGUUUGAAGUAAAUGUCUUUGACUUACUUUUGAUCAAAAUUUAUCCUGCGAACAGGCUCCCAAGUGAAGCGGGGCGAAAAGAAAAUUGGCGAGCGAAGCUAGGCCUGGAGCUUUUUUUGUCCCCCAGGCCACGGCGAUUUUUUUUGUCGCCCCGCUCCACUUGGGUAGCCUGUGUACAGACCACCCCUCCCCCUUCUCCGAUUUUUACUGAGGAGAGGGGGGGGUCUGUACACAGGCUCCACUUGGGAGCCUGUUCACAGGCUAACCGAAAAGGUGCCUCUUUUAUAUAACUACCAUAUUAGAAAAUAUAGACAAGCAUGCCAUCCUUAUACUGAAAGAAGCGCUUUGUUCAAUAGUUCAUAACUGAGUGACUUCAACCGAUUGGCCUCUUUAGUAAGAGUCAGCCAUUAAAUUCACUUUUUUAUAGUCUUAAAACAUCCGAUUGUCUCAUUAAAUGAGCAUAACACGUUGUAAUUAACUCCUGGAUAUCCCUAGUGAUCGCUACAAGGUGUUUGUGGAUUUGUUUAACCUGUCCAACUUCUUCAUACCACUUGAUCGAAUCCCGGAACUGAGUUCUUCCAUUAAAGAGGGUCUGGAUCCAGCGUUGUUGAUGAAUGGCAACCUUAACAAAGACAACAGUACCUUGCGCAGCGUCAACGAUAAAGAGGAUCACGUGACAAGUAGUGACUGCCAAGGUUAA
This is a messenger RNA of Porites lobata, 17297 nucleotides long. Lineage: Eukaryota; Metazoa; Cnidaria; Anthozoa; Scleractinia; Poritidae. The record is from the annotation of a GenBank genome assembly.